Messenger RNA from Labrus mixtus (cuckoo wrasse), 946 nucleotides. It is a transcript of the gene pvalb6, whose product is annotated as parvalbumin 6. Gene Ontology annotation, molecular function: calcium ion binding. The record is from RefSeq and is a predicted model, not a curated record. Gene Ontology annotation, cellular component: cytoplasm; nucleus. Lineage: Eukaryota; Metazoa; Chordata; Actinopteri; Labriformes; Labridae. The transcript is spliced from 5 exons. The coding region runs from base 270 to 599 and encodes 109 amino acids.
GUGAGAGCACCCUCCUCCUACUCUUCGAAACAGCCCGCCUGCUCUCGUCCACUUUCUCUCUCUCUCUCUCUCUCCCCCUCUCUUAUCUAUACCUCUCACUCUCUCUGCUGUCUUGUCUUUUAUCUCUCUUUCUCUCUCUUUCAGUCUCUUUCCCUCUUUCCUGUCCUCCACUUUUCUCCGGCAGCCAGAAGCUUGCAAGCAUCGUCGCUGUUCCCUCGACCACUGAGGAUCCAGAAGCACUCGGGACGAAGACUGUCACUGGAGCCACGAUGACAAUGAGCAGCAUCCUCAACGCUGAUGACAUCAAGAAAGCUCUGGGGGCAUUCGCAGCUCCUGAAACUUUUGACCAUAAGAAGUUUUUCGAGAUGGUCGGUCUGAAGGCCAAGUCUUCUGACGAUGUUAAGAAGGUCUUCUUGGUGCUGGACGCUGACAACAGUGGCUUCAUAGAGGAGGAGGAACUCAAAUACGUCUUGAAGGGUUUCGCCAAAGAUGGCCGGGACCUGACAGACAAAGAAACCAAAGAAUUUUUAAGAGCAGCCGACAAGGAUGGAGACGGCAAGAUUGGAGUCGAUGAAUUUGCCACCCUGGUGAAAGAAUGAGAAGCUACCUGGUGUGACUGACUAGCACACCAAGAUCACCUCCUAACCGCCGCUACAUCCUGACACCUGCUAGUUCCCCCCCCCCCCCCAGCACCCACACCUCACCACCCCAACUGCCACUGAUUCCUGCCACAUGCACUCUUCUCUCCUCACCUUCUCCCACACUGCUGUUUUCACUGAGUGCGGUGCAAUACAAUCCCCCCCUCCCCCCCCCCCCGAAGCUAUAUUCAUACUAUUUAUUUUUCCCUUUUUAUACAAGCUGUGAUUUUUCCUUUCAUGUAUAGAUAAACAUGCCUGCAGGAAUAAACCUCACAUUUUAAGACAUGAAGUAGAUAUUUUAAGGGAAC